AUGGCCAGCAGCAGCCUCCUGAGCAAAGUGUCCAUCGCCGUGGCCGCCUGCGCGCGCCGCUUCACGCGCCGGCUCCUCCGCGCGCGUCGGCUCCGUUGGGGCGGCGGCGCCUGCCUCGGCAGGCAGCUCGUGGCGGCUGACGGCGGUGGCGCUGCCGGCGAUCGCGGGGACGGCGGCGGCGGGCAGGAGCAGGGCGCCCUGUGGCGGCGGGCGGUCCUGAUGGGGCAGCGGUGCGAGCCGCUCGACUUCCCCGGCGCCAUCCACUACGACAGCUCCGGCCGGCGGGUCGAGUCGCCCCGCUGCGGCAGCAGGAAGGCGGCGGCGGGCGCGCUGUUCUGCCGCUCGUCGGACGCCGUCGACGGGGCCGUCACGGCGGCCAAGAAAGCCACCUAAGCCAGCUGGCUAACCCAUCAAUGCACCCGA
Molecule: messenger RNA, 423 nt
Organism: Panicum virgatum (switchgrass)
Lineage: Eukaryota; Viridiplantae; Streptophyta; Magnoliopsida; Poales; Poaceae
Exons: 1
Coding region: 1-393 (130 amino acids)
Source: RefSeq, a predicted model, not a curated record